AUGCGGGGUGUCGCCGCCACCGAAGCUCGCACUGAUGGUCAGGAGCAUUACCGAACGAUCACAUGCGGUUCAUCUGCGGGUGCGGGCGACACUAUAAGCGGAAAGGAACGCUCGCUUGGCACAGGAAAUACGAGUGCGGUCAACUGCCACACCAGCGUUGCCAAUAUUGCGAGUACAAAACCCAUAAGCGGUGUAACCUGCUACGUCAUCUCAGGCAGUUCCACCAACUGGACAUUCCUCUGGAGCGGCACCGCAGUGACAGGCAGACGGAUGUACGCCUGCGAGAUGUGCGGCAAGUUGUACUCGCACGCCGUCACACUGCGGCAACACGUGAAGCACGUGUGCGGCAAGGCGCCCCGCCACUGCUGCCAACUGUGCGACUACAAGACUCCUGUGCGCGGCACACUGCUGCGGCACCUGCGAACAGUCCACAAACAAGACAUACCGCCUGAGCGCUUCACUGUCAACAACUCCAAGUACACUACGCGAUGUUUGUUUCUGGAAAGGCACUUAUGCACGUGUGGGAAGCACUACAAGAACAAAGCGUCGCUGGUGUGGCACAUUAGGCACGAGUGCGGCAAGGCGCCUGCGCACAGCUGUCCUCACUGUGUGUACAAGACGCGCGUGCGUAGUAGUCUACUCCGACACCUGCGCAAUGUACACAAGCUGGACGUCCCGCCUGAACGCUAUAUCUCUCGCCCCACGGAACCGGCCGGCAUCGCCUUCAUUAAACAAUAUGGCGGUGACAGGUACACGUGUGACUGCGGCAGGAGUUACAAGCACCUGGUCACGUACCGCCGCCACCAGAACAACGAGUGUGGCCGCACCCCGCGUCAGCAGUGUCACCUCUGCAGCAGGUUCAAGACACACAGGCGCUGCGACUUGCUGCGUCACCUGCGCAACUUCCACAAGCUGCACUCACUGUCACGGACACGGGCGGAGAUCACGAACGUUUCCUGUGUUCCUGCGGCAGAAGCUACAAGUGGAAAGGAACGCUCGUGUGGCACCAGAAACACGAGUGUGGUGGAAAGGAACGCUCCCAGUGCUGCCACCUUUGUGCCUACAAAACCCGGCCUGCGGAGUCACGAGUGUGAGGACUGCGGUCGCCGCUACACCUGGCCGUCCAGCCUCAGACAUCACAAGCUGAGGGAGUGUGGCAAGGCGCCCCCACACGUGUGUCAGCUCUGCCCGUACCGCACAUAUCGCAUCAACGACCUCAAGCGACACAAGGCGGCCAGGCACGGUGGCGGAAGGUACGCCUCCAACUCCACACAGUCGGCGAAGCACAGGUGUACGCAGUGCGGACGUAGUUACUCCUGGCUCUCGAGUCUGAAGCAGCACCUGAUCCGAGAGUGCGGUAAAGAGCCCAUGUUCUCCUGCCAGGUCUGCAGCUACCGCACGUUCCGCAGCAACAACCUCAAGCGACACUACGCUGCGAGGCACAACAUCAUUUAG
Homalodisca vitripennis (glassy-winged sharpshooter) is the source of this 1455-nucleotide messenger RNA. Its product is annotated as zinc finger and SCAN domain-containing protein 10-like. The record is from RefSeq and is a predicted model, not a curated record. The coding region runs from base 1 to 1455 and encodes 484 amino acids. Gene Ontology annotation, molecular function: RNA polymerase II cis-regulatory region sequence-specific DNA binding; DNA-binding transcription factor activity, RNA polymerase II-specific. The transcript has 9 exons. Gene Ontology annotation, biological process: regulation of DNA-templated transcription. Lineage: Eukaryota; Metazoa; Arthropoda; Insecta; Hemiptera; Cicadellidae.